AUGAUUAAACAACAGCAACCACAGCAACUUAAGGCGCAAAGCACCCAGGUCCUUCAAACCAUUACAUACGCCAUAUAUGCAUAUAAUUCAAAGACGGCAGAACAAACGCAAAGGUUGAAAUAUGGAGAUUUGGAGAUAGUAUUGAAAAAUGACCGUUUCGAAUUCGUUUGCAAAGGUGGUGCAGUGAUAUCAAAUAUAAAAGAAAUUUUAUUUAUGAAUUCAAAAAUUAAAGGAAUAACGGAUGAUAUAACAUCAAUUCCACCAGAAGAACAAAGAUAUAUUUAA
Messenger RNA from Trichomonas vaginalis G3, 285 nucleotides. RefSeq lists its product as uncharacterized. The record is from RefSeq and is a predicted model, not a curated record. NCBI's taxonomy places the organism in Eukaryota, Parabasalia, Trichomonadida, Trichomonadidae. Bases 1 to 285 code for a protein of 94 amino acids. The transcript has a single exon.